Messenger RNA from Mucor velutinosus, 2196 nucleotides. RefSeq names its product Fn3_like domain-containing protein. The record is from RefSeq and is a predicted model, not a curated record. Bases 1 to 2196 code for a protein of 731 amino acids. The transcript has 7 exons. Lineage: Eukaryota; Fungi; Mucoromycota; Mucoromycetes; Mucorales; Mucoraceae. Gene Ontology annotation, molecular function: GTPase activator activity. Gene Ontology annotation, biological process: regulation of small GTPase mediated signal transduction; activation of GTPase activity. Gene Ontology annotation, cellular component: cytoplasm.
AUGAACACGCUUCCUACUAUAGGCGAGUGCAAUCUUUGGAUACUAGAUCAAUGCCAAACGAUACUAUGCUACAUUGAAAAGGGAAACUUGGACAUCAAGGACAUUGUCCAAACAACGUUCGAAAGCACCAAAUUACUGAUCCAUGCACUGGAUAUCUCACAACAAGACAAAUGUAGACUACUGAACAAGCUUGAAAAGUAUUCUAAAUUCAAGCAAAAUCAAAGCAUGAUCAAGAUGCUGGUGAGUAGUUUACAAGACGGGCGGACGGGUAAUGUCAUCAAUGCUGAGUACUCUUUAUUCAAGGUUAUCAACAUUAAGGAAAUCUGCAACCAAGUAUCUUUACAGAAUCAGUAUUUUUUAGCAACAAGCAAAACCAACUUUUGUCGAGAAACAGAGAGAAUACUAUUCAAACAUGUCGAUUACAGCACUAUUUGGCCGGAUCAAAUAGACGAGAAAGCAUGUUGGUUUCGGAAGUACUUUGUGGGGAAGCCUUAUAUUACAUUAAUUGGGCCUACUUCAGAGGACGAGAGUGAUUUAGCCAUUGUGUCCAUUGUCAAGGAAGCGAUGACAAAGCCCAAUACACAAUACAGGAUUAUUGUUCGAACAAAGCAGGCAAGUUUGUGGGCCAAUAACCAGCAUUCUUUCCUGCUGUGUGUUGCUGAUGAAUUGGAUGCCACUGAAUUGAUACUACAACUAGACUCAUUAGGCCAAUUACACAAAUUAGAUUUAGAAUUGGAACCACAAACAAAAAGAAAUCGACCAAAAAGAAGCUUUUCCUCUGCCAUCAUUACAGGAAUGACAAAUCAAACAUUUCUGCUCAACAGCAACCACCAUCAACAGCAGCAGCAGAUCACAGCUUCAUUGAUAACAACAGCGAGAUUGAUGCGAGCCUCUUUGAUGUUUCUUUUUCAGGAUGUCAACUUCAAAUCAUUCAAGGAAAUUUCUGCCCAAGUUACCAUCAUGGCAGGGUUGGAAAAGGAAUUCCUGAGAUAUGAUGAAAUAGGGAUUCCAAAAUCAUACAAAUUCGGUGUAUUGACAGUGGGCGAGGGGCAGCAUACUGAGGAGGAAUGGUUCUCCAACACGGACAUGUCGCCUGGAUUUGACAAGUUCCUGAAUAUCAUUGGAAAACCUGUCCAGUUGAAGGAUUAUCAAGGAUACGCAGCUGGAUUAGAUACAAAGACUGGUGAAUCAGGUGAGAUAUCAUUUGCAUCUGCCUGGAGAGAUCAUGAAAUCAUGUAUCAUGUCGCUGCCUUGAUGCCACUGAGGCAACAUGACACGCAGCAAGUGCAUCGAAAGCGAUACAUUGGCAAUGAUAUUGUAUGCAUCGUAUUCAUGGAAGGCGAAAAUACACAGAGAUUCACCCCAGAGUCCAUACGAUCACAGUUUUUGCAUGUGUUUAUCGUUGUAUACGUUGAGCGGUUCCACCAGCAAGAUGCAUGGCGAGUGGAGGUACUGUACAAUAAGGAUGUCAAGUCAUUCUCACCGCCUGUGCCUAGUCCGCCUAUCUUUUAUGAUGAGGCUACAUUGCGAGAUUUUCUUUUACUGAAGCUCAUCAAUGCCGAAAAUGCAUCACUGAAAUCAUCGGACAAAUUCACUCUGCCCAACAACAAAGCACGUCUGUGUAUUCUGAAAAGCUUGGUUGAAUCAGGUUUAGAAGCUAGUCAAGUAGCACGAUCUUUUGGGGCUCAACAUGGAACAGCAUGUCGCUUGGGUUCAGGAAGCAGCGCUGAUAAAAAGCACAUGUCAGAAAGGCCAAAAUCAGCAGGAGCAGUGGCAGCGUCUACUACUACUGUCACAACAGCCGUAAGCACCGCUGCUAUUCCUGUCAUUUCAGGCAGCAACAUCAUUGAAAAGUCAGAGCAACAACAGCAGGCAAUUGUUGCUAGCGAUACAACCAGUCAUUCAAUUACUCCUGAGCUACCUCCCGUACCAUCUAUUUCAAGAUCAAAUGUGUUACGUGAACUUGUGAGCUUGACAAGGAGAAAAAGUAGCCAUAGUCAUAGCAGCAGUAAUAAUCACCAUGGACAAGCAAAGUUCUACAGCUAUCAUCAGUUACAACAGCACAGUACCAUCAGUGAGGAUAACAAUGAGAAACAAGAACCCAAUGCUUCCAUUAUCAAAACAUCCUCUUCCACCCAUGGCAUUCGACACAAGGCUCAUGCUGGGCUGUCAGGCAUAUUUGAUAAGUUUUUUUGA